AGGUACAGGUGAGGGGUGAGGUACAGGUGAGGUACUACAAGGAGGAUCACUGGUCACCAUCGCCUAUUGGUGCUCACUCGAGGAUAGUGAUGAAGGAAAUGAUGGUGAGAUGGUGAUGGUGAUGAAGAUGACUCACACACCGCUAUAGUGCAGGGUCCAAGAUGUCGUGGCUGGGCGGGGACGAUCCUGGGGGCGGGUUCGGGUACGACUAUCCAUGGUGGGCGGCUGAAGAAGGACUCGGUGGACGAACUAACAGGACGUGGGAGGAGAGGUGUAGGACCCUUGACUACGACUACCACAUCGUCACCGCCGUCAUCUGUGCCAUGUUCCUCGUCUUCGGCGUUGUGUACAGCUUGUUUGGUUACCGGUGCUUCAAGGCCGUCAUGUUCCUCACUGGGUUCAUCUUUGCAUCUGUGGUGGUGUACCUGAUAUGUCUGAGUGAGGACCUGCUGCCCCUGGUGGGUAACGCGGGCGUGGCCCUUGGGGCGGGCGUCAUGUUUGGGCUCAUCACCAUGCUGGUGCAGUACGUGGGUCUCUUCAUGACGGGGCUACACACUGGACUCUUUCUCGGUGUGGCCGGCAUCGCCAUCGGUUAUAACUGGUGGGUACCCAGUAGCGUGUGGCCGGUGGUGGGGAUCCUACUGGCCGCGGGAUUGUUGUUGGCCAUUCUGACGCUGUACUUCCAGAAGGGGCUGACCAUCCUCGGUACAGCCAUCAGCGGAGGAGCCAUCAUGUCCGCCACCCUCGACUAUUUCAUCGAGAAGUUCUUGAUGGUACACUGGUUCGAAGACCGAUUGAAGGCGGUGGAAAGUGAACGUCCGUGUUGGUUCUCGUGGAUGAUCCUCGGUGUGUGGCCGUUCAUGGUGGUGGUGGGCAGCCUGACACAGUGGAGGAUCACGGGGAGAGGCAUUUAUCAUCAACAGUUGGUGCCCUCCAAAAAGUCUCGAAGUGUGAACCUCCAGCGAAUGCGGAGUCGAGAGGCCAGGGCUGAGAUGCGCCAGAAGAAAUACCGGUAUUUGUAUCAAGUUCGUACUGCUCACGGGGACAUCAUCAGCCAGGAAUAUAUUCAGAGUCUUCAGCGUAAGGCUUAUCCGACUGGUGACAACGGAACUCUCCAGUCAGACUCCACCCACACCACCAUGCUACCCCCAGAGCAGACACAAUUGGCGCCACUCACCGAGAGUGAAGACGAGACGGGGGGGUCUCAGCCGCCUCCGACCCCUCCCGAGCCCCCGAGACUCACGCGGGUCACUAUGCAUUAGCCCGUGAUCUGAAAAUUUGCAUUGUAAGAUUUUUUAGACGAAGAAGAACUACCAGUCAGUAAUGUUGCUAAGAUCCAAGAUUUUAGCCAAAUUUUAGUGACAGAAAUGUUCCUCACUCUUAUGUACAGAAUGUAAGCCAUGGUACUUUCUACAUACAUUAAAGCAUGUACGGUAUAUCUGUUCAGAGAAAAUACUAAUAAACAAUUGUAUAAUCCUGAACUAUAAUUGUGAUACUAUAUAGCAAGUGUGUGUGUGUGUGUGUGUUCCAGUUUCCAGAGUAGUUUUGUCUUCACCUGCCCGCUGGAGCAGUGCUUGGCUGUAGUUAGCAGGCAACUUAUGUGUACCUCCUGUUGUAUGACUUAAGUCUUAGCUUAAAGUCUUUCAACACAUACUGGAUGGUCUGGAGUGAAUGAAGCUGUGACCAUUAUUUCAAGUUCUCUCCAGUACAGAGAAUUUAUUCAUUUAUCAGUACAGUGGGCCAUGUGUUGUGUUUACACCCUGUAUUAGUUUUAUUGCAGCUAGUCUUGUGAUUCUGAGAGGAGUUGGCAGAUGAUGAUACAGUACAGUAUAUUGAUAUUUGUAGAACCUGUGAAUAAUUUGCUAGCAGCAGGUUAUGACUGAUGGUACUGGUGAUAUUUUAAACCUGAAAAUAAUAACUACUGUGGAAAUAAUUCUCUUAACCCCCUGUCCCUAUUUAUAUAAAGUGAUUUUUAGAAAAUACUGGGCAGCGGGUGAAACUGUGACAGUUGAGCAUUGGUGCUCAAUUGUGGUUGUCAUCCGGUGCAUGUCCAAUGAAAAUCAAAGUAGACUUUUCAAGCAUUCCAAGUUAAAUUGUAAAGGAAGACCACAAAAUGGUGAUUCCACUUGUGAAAUUUGAUGUGUCCAUCUUGCCUACCAAGUAUGACUGACUCUACUCACCUCUAUCUUGAACAAGAACUAGAAUUAGCUCAAGUUGUUGUAAGUAGUGCUGACUGACUGAGAAGCUCAAAUAGCCAGGAAGAAUACAAAUACACAGCACAAUUAUGCCAUGUGUCUUUCUCUAAUAUGUAACAGGAAUGUUGUUGAUUGAAUAUUACUUUGCCCUCUACUUUGACAACAGGCAUUAUUUAAGGCUUUAAGCUGUCUUAGUUUAAUUUUUAAUCUUCCAGGCAUGUCUGUCUAUUAUUCACUAUAUUAAGUUAGGAAGGGAACUUGUACAUUACUCCCUCCCUCCCUCCCCUCCCAAGCAGGUACUGGGAUUUGUUUAGUCAUUUAUCUUGUUGUUUCCUUAUGUUUUCUUUUUCUUUUCAUUUUUAUACUUUCUUCCAAGUGUAUAUUUUAAGGAUCAUAUUACCAUAGGUUAACUUCUUGUGAACCUUCACUUAUUUAUAGUACUGUAAUAAUAAGCUUUCUUUAUCACUGCCUGUCAACUAGUUGUCAUCUCAUCAUGUGAAGUUCCUGGUCCCAACCACAAUUCAUAUAACUUGUAUACUGCAAUCAUAAUUUUUUUUCACCAUCUUUGUGUAGUCUUACUUUUAUUAUAUUUAAAAAACUUAACCAUUAUCUCUGGUUAGUUGUACAGGAAGGCCAGAGUAACUUGUGCUGGUCUGGCAUUUGUGAGAGUUGGACACUGAAGAGAUGGCUGUCUCACCUCUUCAUCCCCAGCCACCUGUUUGGUCACCAGAAUGUGUAUGAUGUUUAAACCUAAGGAUUUUGUAGUGAUUAGGACAGGAAUCUUCAGAGACCCUCAUCAGGUAGUUGGUCAUUGUAGUGACGAUAAUACACUGUAUAUGUGCAUUAAUGUGAGUGCUUCUACCAUUAUGUUUACUUUUAAUACCAUUUAUAACAAGAAUUUUAUCUGGAAUUAUUUUGUUUGGAUUGCUAUAGACAGUACGUUUUCACAGGUUUGUUCCGGUAGUUGUAAUCCUGUCAUAGCUUAAUCAAAGCUUAUUUCCCUAUUAGUUAGAUAGAGAUGAUAAGCCCCAUAUAAUUGGAACACACUUGUUAUUUGGCAAAUGGAUUUAAUGUUAAAAAAGUUUUUCAACUAUUUUAACGGCAAUAUUAAGGAAAUGUGGGAAAAAUACUGUUGAUAGCUAUGAAGCAUUAUGCUUUUGAAGCUUAUUUUUAAUCAGUGAUAAACUAAUAUUGAAAUGAAAUUUCAUGUAGGUAAAAUUUUUAAGGUUGCUGCAGACAAACUUCUAUAAGAAGGGUGCGGUGAGCACGAACGACUGUGUUCUUCCUGCUUCAACAUCGAUCAGUGUGUGAUAAAUAAACUGUUCAAGUAAAGUUAGGAACUCUGCCCAUCUUAACUAUAUCGUUCACUAAUCUAUAUUUCACCUCAUAAUAAAGAGAUGCUAAUUCAGAAGUAAAUUUUACUGCCAGUUUCAACAGUGUUGUGUAUGUCAUCACCUCAGAGUGACCUUACACCAACUCUCUGGUGGUGACACAACACAGUACUGGUGAGCCAACACGUAGCAUCACGAGGUAUGAUUAUAACUUUACAAGAUUGAGACAGUUGGUCUUUACAAACUUAAUUAGUAAUUUGAGAAAAAAAAUCACUACAAGGCUUAACAGUUCACCCUGACAUCUGUUUUCAAACCAUUGCUUUGAUCAUGUCUCAGUACGUGAUAAGUUGUAAACAUAUUGUGACUCGUUUAGUUACUUCAUAAGACAUAGAAUUGGCAUCUCUAAAACAUCUGUGAAUGUUUAAAGUUUAGGAGUAACAACCUUUUUUAUGUUUUAACAGUGGUUUACAGUUCAAGAAGGGCACAAGGGACUGGUCAUGACAUACCGGCACCGUCUGUUUGUCCGGUAACGUUGUCUCUUGAGUGUGGGCAAGUAGUAGUGUGUCUCCGACCUGCUUCUCUACGCUGUAUCUGGGGUGUUACUUCACUGUCAGGACCCGGGCUUGUUAAGUACUUCACUCUUUCAUCUUGUGACAUACUACCCUCUUAGUCUUUUGCCAGUGACUGUUUGUACAUCAACUUAUGGACACAACUGUUACUCCUCAGGUCCUCAGUUUGCCACAGAUGGACAGUUUAUGUAUAAUGGUUUGUUUUGUUGUCAGUCUAAGGGUUCUUGUACAUUUUCUCAAUACAAUACAAUACCCUACAAUGCAAUAGACCAAAUACAAGUAAUCAACAAUAUUAGAGUUAAAUUGUUUCCAGUCAAGUAGUUUUAACUUUCAAUGAAAAUUUUGGUGAGUGAUGCACAGUACCAUGGACCAUGAUGCACAGUACCAUGGACCAUGAUGCACAGUACCAUGGACCAUGAUGCACAGCACCAUGGACCAUGAUGCACAGUACCAUGGACCAUGAUGCACAGCACCAUGGACCAUGAUGCACAGCCCGACUUAGUCCUUCAAGUGGAGAACACUUAGUGCUAAUCUUUUUAUAUCCAUAUCUGACUAUUAUUAAGCUCAAAAAUAUCAUGAACUUUGUAUUGUUAUUGUAACAGAAGUGAGUGCGAGUACAUGUGACUAGAUUAUUAUUAUUAUUACUGUACUUUGUAGCCAUGAUAAUGCAGGAUUAUUUUGUCUCUAGUAUUUAUACCACUGCCAUGAAUUUGACAAUAUGCACAGACCAGUGCAUUAGCCGUUUCGUUGACUCUACUUUUUAUUUAACGACUGCUCCCAGCGAAACCAAAGAUCAGUCCUUUCUCCUUGUGUACUGUGUGAAGACCUUCAGGUUCCUGCUGGUUGAGGACUUAAGCUAAGGAGGAAAUUUUUUGAAAAACUAAAGAUUGUCUUUUGGUGCUUUUUUUUUUUUAACCAAUAUUUAAACAUAUCCCGAUGAUUUCCAGUGAUGUUUGUAAACAUUUGUACAUUGACCUUGUACUGAAUUUCUGCGCAUAUACUCAUACCCUGCAAAAUGUCAGAGUAGUAUUACUGAAACUUACACAUCACCUAUUUAUGUUCUGUGUUCAUCCGGAGCAGUUACGUAGUGCGCUGGAACCGUACAAAGAGGGUAAGGUUUACGACUGAGAGAACAGCAAAGUCCCCCAGAUCCAAAUUGAUUGGAGGAAGUAAUAGUGACUUAGGGAGAAUUCUUUAGUUUGUUUCAGUAGCAAUAUGUGUCAAUAAUAGUCCACAGUGGGCAAGAGUCUUCGUGUUUGGCCGUGAGUUACAACCUCAGUAGCUAACAUUAGGGUACGAGAGACUUGUGUAAAUUCUCUGUAUGAAUAAGUAUUAGUUAGUGACUCAUCUUUUCAUUUUCUUUCAUUAUGUUUCAAGUUUCAUAUUAAAAGUGUUAUUGGAAUCUUUUAUACAUUAAGUUUAAGAAACAUGAUUACGUACAUAGUUAAUAGUUUAUUAGAAAUUGCUAUUUAUAUAAAACAUAAAUAUUUAAUUGUAUAUUUUCAUUAAUUUAGAAGAUCCACUUUGUAUGAGGCGUUUCCCUGCUCAUCGGCCAAGACAACUAUAGUGUUAGUGGUGCAUCAAGAUGGGUCACCUCCACGCCUCUGUACCCCCUCAAACGUUAACCUUAUCUCUCCUUUUGAACAGUGACGUCCUGUGCCUGCCAGAAACUCUUAAUCUGAAAUGAUUAUUAUCAAAAUGCAGGAAGUGUUUCCAUUAGCUAAUUGUUUAAGGCCUCAAAGUCCGCCUCAAGAGUGAUAGAACUGAAUUAUUUUGUAAAUUAUGUAUGAGAGAGUUUGCUUGACCAGUAGAUAUGAAAUGAUCUAUAGUUCAGCUGUUCUGUCUACCCUGAAUGUUACUGUGGCAGUUUUUAUGAAGUGAAAUUUCUUCCACCUCCCCAUUUUGAUAAAUAUGUUGUGAACAGUAAGGAUGAUGAGGCCUUUGGCUUACCCAGAUCCUUGUGUCAGCUUCAUUAAGGAUCCAUUUCCUUGUUGACACACAUUAAUACAUCUUCUGCCUGCUGCCUCCACUUAAAAGUAUAAUAUACAGCAAGUGUUUGUAAAGGUUGACGUGGCUGACGCAUUUCACUGCCUAUUUAUCAGUUUCGUCUAAGCCAUCAUAGGUCAUGGAGAGCUUGGAUGCUGUGAACAUUGAGUAAUGGCCCUGACUUUACAAACACCUGCUGGAUCUUGCCUCGUUCUCAUGUUCUUACGUCACUGUAAAUAUUAGCCAUCACUCAGACUGCUCUUCUGAUGUCACUAAGUAUGAGUGAGAAGUUUAUAUAAGGAACACAGUUUUGUAUAACUUGAGAAGUGUAUGUACAUUAUGUAAUCAUUUCUUACAAGCUGAUACGUGCAAUUCUUCAGAAGCAGGUAUUUGUACUGUACUGCAUCCUGUGCUCUUUAAAUAAUAACAAUGUUUUGAA
Molecule: messenger RNA, 6520 nt
Organism: Homarus americanus (American lobster)
Lineage: Eukaryota; Metazoa; Arthropoda; Malacostraca; Decapoda; Nephropidae
Product: transmembrane protein 198-like
Exons: 7
Coding region: 162-1262 (366 amino acids)
Cellular component (GO): plasma membrane
Source: RefSeq, a predicted model, not a curated record